CUGGCGCAACCCCUAAAUCGCAACCCUUAAAUAUUAAUAAAUGCCAAACGGCUUAACGUAGGAUGACGUGUGACGUAUCGUUGGAAAGGGGAUGAAAAAGGGGGUUGAACUCAGUAUGUGGCGUGCGCAUCGGAAUAUGCCAAAAGGGCAUUACGUCAUAUCUUCUUUUCUAUUGGUCCGAUUUUGACGUAAGAGGGCUCGUCGGAACGGGGAGGGGGUAACGAACACAUAAAAAAGAUGGCGGCAGUGCCAAAACGGCAUUACAGCAUAUCUUCUUUUCUAUUGGUCUGAUUUUGACGUAAGAGGGCUCGUCGGAACGGGGAGGGGGUAACGAACACAUAAAAAAGAUGGCGGCAGUGCCAAAAGGGCAUUACAGCAUAUCUUUGUUGCUAUUGGUCCGAUUAUGACGUAUGGAGUGUCAAAUGAAAGCGGCGGCGACACAGAAGCCAACUGUCAAUUCUUCUUCUGUCAACGUUCAAUAUUAACUGUCAAUUCUUCUUCUUUUCCGUAUAGUGCCUAACAGAACGUGACAUUUGACGUAUGACGUGACAAACGAAAUAAAUAAGAAGAAGAAUUGACAGCAUCAUGACAAACUAAAAGAAGAGGAAGAAUUGACAGCAACAUGACAAACUGAAAAGAAGAAGUUGACAUGACAAACGAAAAGAAGAAGAAUUGACAGCAACAUGACAACUAACAGAAGAAGUGACAAUGGCUUAACAAAAUGAAGAAGAAUUGACAAACCGGAAAGAAGAAGAAGAAUUGACGGCUGCGGAAAAGAAAAAGAGUUGACAUGACAAACGAAAAGAAGAAGAAGAAUUGACAGCAACAUGACAACUAAAAGAAGAAGUGACAAUGUCUUAACAAAAUGAAGAAGAAUUGACAAACCGGAAAGAAGAAGAAUUGACGGCUGCGGAAAAGAAGAAGAAGAAGAAGGUGACGUGACAAACGAAAAGAAGAAGUGACGAUGGCUCGACCCAAAGUAGAAUUAACAAACCGAAAAGAAGAAGAAUUGAUAGCAACAAGACAAACGAAAAGAAGAAGAAGAAGUAACAAUGGCACAGCACAAUGAAGAAUUGACAAACCGGAAAACAGAAGAAGAAGUGACACACCGAAAAGAAGAAGAAUUGACAGAUGGCUUGACACAAAGAAGAAGAAGAAAUUAAAUACGAGUUUAUUAUUCAUAAAAUUCACAUCUAAUACUAAGUAUUAAAUAGAAUUUCAUUAGUCACACAAAACGAAUGUGUCAGCGGAAGCAAGGCACAUUCCCAAUCUCAUAUUACACCUGUAACAUGAUAUUGCAAUAGUAAGAAUGUAGGGCAAUGACCGCAAAAAAGCAACGAUUAUAUUUUUUGCAACAUCGCCAGAAACACCUUGCAAAUUUUACACGACUCGUUAAAACGGAAAUUAAAACUGCAACUUAUAUAAAUAAUAUUCACAUGUCUAAUAUUGCAUUUUAACCUGAUAUUGCAAAAUAAAUAAGAAUGUAUAAUAUGGCAAUGACCGCAAAAAAAAAAGCAUCAAUUAUAUUUUUUAGUAUACGAUUUCAUUAUUAUGACACAGCACAUUCUACCCGACGCGUUAAUAACGGAAAUCAAAACCGCAAACUCUAGCAAUAAUAUGCACAUGCCGUUUCAAAGAAUCCUGCAAGUACAUACAUGUAAAUUUUAAUGCGUCAUCAGAUUAACCUACUAUAUAAAUAGAAAUCGGGGGAUAGCCAGUUCAUUGAGUUUCCGACAGGCAUAAAGUACACCAAUUGUGUCCGAACCACAGUUUCUGAACGUGUCGCUAGUUAGUUCGCAGUGCAGUGAUAAAUACUGAAUCAAGAUGGAUUUAACAAAAAUAAAUGCCGUUUCUUUGGUUGCAGACCGUAAACCAAUAAUUAAAUUAAACGAACUACCAAUAAACGAGCCACAAAAAGUAAUAGACGCCAAGCUGGUGAAAAAUAAAUUUGGCCAAGUAGUUUUGCUGGAACUGGAGGAGAACGUUGUGUUCCUGCCAAAUAGAGUCACAAACGUAUAUACUCCAUUCAUCUCUGACUUUGCAACUAAGAAGUAUUCCAUUAUAUUUCGAGGACUGAUCGAUACCGGAUACCACCGCCCAUCAGCAAAAUUUGAGAUAAUAGACAACUAGCUAUUAGAAUAAAGGAAAAAGGGUAAGUGAUCUUGUUCUUUCUUGUAUCUUUUGUGUUUGAGUAGCCAUGCAACAUAAACAAGUGAUCAAACAGUCUGAUGAUUUGCUUUACAUUAUUAAAACGCUUCGUAAAAUAAUGUUUGACAAAUUCACUGAUAGGGACCGUAAAGUGUGGACAAGACGUGUAAAUAGUCAAAUUUGGAGAUGCAAUAAAGUUAUUAAAAACAAUAAGCUACCCAUUGGAACAGUUAGAAAAUUGCAAACUAACAUAGGUCAUUUUAAGCAUUUUAGACAAAUUAUUUUAAAUUUCAAUAAUAAACAUGUUGGGAUGGGGUUUAGUUCAAAAUUACGCAAUAGAGUUAAAUGGGAAAAUGUUAUGUCGUGUUUUGCCAGUCGAAUUAAAACCGGUGUAAUAGUAAAUUUAACUCAUAAGGACAUUGGCCAAUUUUUAGAGGAUGCUUAUACUGUUUUUAGCAACAAAAUUAAAAUUAUUUUGAAAACACAUAGAAUACUUAAAGUCAAUACUGCAUUUUGCGGGGAGUUCAUUAAAAAAUCAAGUGAUAGUGAAAGUGUAGAUUUAAAAUAUUUUAAUACGAAAAAUGCUAUUAUAGAUACAUCGACCGAUUUACAUCUUUGGUUUCGUGAAAAUGUUAAAGAUAAAAUUUAUACAAAGCUGUCCGAAUUUGCAGAAAAAGAUUCAGGAGCCGCGCUGUCUAAAGUAAUUUCAUUAGAGGUUAAUAUUAAUAGAGUGGACAUAGGAAACGGUUCGUCCUUCAUUGACUUGCCAAAAGAGAUUAGUAAUAAAAAGGCUUGUAUCAAUGUUCGUAAUUUUGAUCAAGCAUGCUUUUAUUGGUCAAUAGUUAGUGCUUUGUAUCCUGCUAACAAAGAUGCUCAAAGAGUAUCCAAAUAUCCACAUUAUUCUACUAUUUUUCAAACGGACAAAUUAGAAAGCCCAAUGCCAUUAAAUCAAAUUUCAAAAUUCGAAAAACUAAACGCCAUAUCAGUCAAUGUUUUCGUAUUAGAAUUAAAUAUAGUUAAGGACAAACAAUUUUACGAAGUAGUACCUGCCAGACUGACACCAACAAAGUUGGAAAAGCAUGUUAAUUUGCUUCUUGUGCAAGAUAAAUAUUUUCCAAAAUUAAAUGAUUACGAUGCUCCUCCAGAAGAUGACGAUCAGACGGAAAUACGUUUUCAUUAUUGUUGGAUUAAAGAUUUGGGAAAAUUAGUACAGUCACAAGUGAAUAAGAGCAAAAGUAAAAAAUAUAUUUGCGAUCGUUGUUUAAACCACUUUAGCAGUGAAAUCAAACUAGCAGAGCAUGAAGAAAUGUGUUCGGAUAUGAAUAAAUGCAAAAUGACUGUUCCUAAAUAUGAUCAUGUGGGUUUUCGCAAUUUUACGUACAAACAAACAACUCCGUUUAUAGUUUAUGCCGAUUUUGAAUGCCAAUUACAUAAUUUUACGGAUUCCAAUGUCAAAUUGAGUAAAACAGCAAAAUAUCAGAAACAUGUACCUUUUAGUGCAGGUUAUUAUUUUAAAUGUGCUUACGAUGACAGUUUAUCUUAUUUUAAGAGCUAUAGAGGUGAAAAUUGCAUGGAGUGGUUUGCAAAAGAAAUGGCUGAAAUUUCCAAAUUUGUAAAUUCCAAGUUGAAAACAAUUAUACCUAUAGCCGAAAAGACUAAUACAAAUGGAGCGACUGUUUGUCAUAUUUGUGAGAAACGCUUUUUGGCUACAGAUACAAUUGUAGUAGAUCACAACCAUUUUACCGGAGAGGUACGUGGAUUUGCACACCAAGCAUGUAAUUUGAACUUUAAAAAAUUAUUUGUUGUUCCCGUGGUUUUUCACAAUUUUGGUGGUUACGAUUCGCAUUUUAUGAUUAUUGAUUUAUGCAAACAUGGGCACUUGAGUCUACUUCCAAUUAAUAAAGAAAAAUAUAUUUCAUUUACAUUACACUCUGACGAACAUCAAAUUAAAUUACGAUUUAUUGAUUCACUAAGAUUUAUGGGAGCUUCACUCGACGAAUUAGCAUCAAUUUUAGACACAUCGGAAAAGAAGAUUUUAAAACGAGAAUUUAGUAAUUUAGAUGAUGAUACAUUCAAUUUGUUAACUUGUAAAGGAGUAUUUUGUUACGAUUAUAUCGAUAGCGUGGAAAAAUUAGAUGAAACUUCUUUACCCAACAUUAGGCAUUUUUAUAAUAAGCUAAAUAAUGAAUAUAUUAGUGAAGAGAAGUAUGCUCAUGCGCAGAAUGUUUGGAAUAAAUUUAAUUGUAAAAAUUUGGGUGAAUACAGCGAUUUGUAUUUGAAAACAGAUAUUCUGCUGCUGGCUGAUGUGUUUGAGCAGUUUCGACAAAAAUGUCGAGACACGUAUAAACUAGAUCCUGCUUGGUAUUAUACCAUGCCAGGAUACACGUGGGAUUGUAUGCUGAGAUACACAAAAUGUAAAUUAGAAUUGCUAAAAGAUGUGGAUAUGAUUUUGUUCAUGGAAAAAGCCAUAAGAGGCGGAAUAUCUGUUUGCAGCAACAGGUAUUCGGAGGCCAACAACAAAUACAUGUCGACGUAUGACCCCACACAACCCUCUAAAUACAUCAUGUAUUUAGACGUGAAUAAUCUGUAUGGCUGGGCCAUGAGUGAGGCUUUACCAAUAGGAGGAUUCAAAUGGAUUGAAGAUGGUACCAAAUUUGGUGUUGCAUCAAAAUCCACUAAUCUUCCCGAAGGUCAUAUUGAUAUUAUGUCAAUACCAAAUGAUGCGAAAGAGGGCUAUUUUUUCCAAGUUGACUUGGAGUAUCCACGCGAAUUGCAUGAUAAACACAAAGAUUUUCCAUUUGCUGCCGAACACCGCAUUCCGCCCGGUUCAAAAUUGCCAAAGUUAAUACCAACCUUAUAUCACAAAACAAAAUAUAUUAUUCAUUAUAGAAAUCUUAAACAGGCAUUAGAGAACGGUUUAAUUUUAACAAAGAUACACAGAGUGUUGAAAUUUAAACAAUCUGCGUGGCUGCGACCAUAUAUUGAGUUAAAUACCAACUUACGAACAGCAGCCACAAGUAGCUUCGAAAAAAAUCUCUUUAAAUUAAUGAAUAAUGCUGUGUUCGGUAAGACAAUGGAGAACAUAAGACGUCAUCGUAUCGUAAAAUUAUGUAAAAAAUGGCAUGGAAGGUACGGAGCUAAAAAUUUGAUUGCAAGUAGUCGAUUUCAUAGUCGAACGAUCUUUCAUGAGAAUUUGGUGGCUAUCGAACUGAAAAAAUCAGAAGUAUGCUUUAAUAAACCCCUGUAUAUAGGCGCAGCAAUCCUUGAUAUAUCCAAAUUAUGUAUGUACGAUUUUCAUUAUAACUUUAUGCUUCCAACGAUGGGAGAAGAAAACUGUUCAUUGCUGUACAUGGACACAGACAGCUUUAUUUAUGAACUGCAAUGUUCAGAUGCAUAUAGAGAGGUUUUAAAAGCAUAUCCAAGCAAAUUCGAUACCUCCGACUACGCCGAAAAUAACCCAUAUGACAUAGAACGAUUAAAUAAAAAAAUCCCUGGAUUAAUGAAGGAUGAGGCAAAUGGGAAAAUAAUUACACAUUUUAUUGGGCUAAGAUCAAAAAUGUACACAUUUAAAAUGCAAAUAACAGACGUGGAGAGGGAAAAAGAAAGACAACGCCUGGAACGAAAACAACUAAACAAAGAGAGAAUUGAAAGCGACGUAAGCAAUUUGGGAAUAACCAAAAAGGCAAAAGGAGUGAAAUAUAAUGUCGUUCGAAAUAAAAUUACGUACGAAGACUAUGAAAAAUGUCUUAAAGAAUUCAAAAUUCAAAACGCAAGCCAAAGAUGUAUUCGGUCAUAUCAACAUUCAGUAUUUAGCAUCGAACAAUCCAAAACGGCUCUAAGUCCUUAUGACGACAAGCGGUACUUAAUACCAAAAUCAUUUAAUACGCUUCCGUGGGGGCAUUAUAAUACAUAA
Diabrotica virgifera virgifera (western corn rootworm) is the source of this 6061-nucleotide messenger RNA. RefSeq lists its product as uncharacterized. The coding region runs from base 2198 to 6061 and encodes 1287 amino acids. The transcript is spliced from 2 exons. The record is from RefSeq and is a predicted model, not a curated record. NCBI's taxonomy places the organism in Eukaryota, Metazoa, Arthropoda, Insecta, Coleoptera, Chrysomelidae.